AUGCUAAAAACAAUCCUAAGCCUUUCAGAACACACAUCUAUUUUGAAGAGCUGCUCCCAAGCCCAUUUUGUGAUCCUAAAACUACAUUUGGGGAUUUUCAGUAAGACUCAACAAUGGGUAGAGCGACUACUGUGAUUCUUUGGUUGAUGCUGACUCUGGGAGUAGUCACAGCUCAAAUAGAUAAGGUGGAGCGGGCACUGCCCCAGUGGCUGACAGGCAUCAUAGCUGUGGCCGCGUUUCUCUUCCUCAUCUUCGUGGCGUUUCUGGUCAACAAGGCCUGGUGUCAGGACUCAAGGCUGGAGACCAAAGUAUGUGAGUGUGGGAAGAACACUGGCUAUGCCAAGACCAAUGGAGACAACUAUGAUACCAGCCUGGAUAUGGUCAGGAGCAGAGAUCACAAGGGUGCAUAUGAGAACACGGCCCUUGAAGGCAUGGAGGACAAAGUCACUGUCAUGUGACCAAUAAGAACCAAUACAAGCCACCAAUGCGUGGUUUGUCGUGGACACACACACAUCGUUUCAGAGAGACAUACAAAGACAAUUUAUCAAUAGCACUGCAAGCAAGUAGCAAAACAAUUCAAGAUGAGUAGAAAUCAAUUUAAGUGUAGAAUUUUAAAGUGUAGAAUAUUUGAUAAUUAUGUCAAACUAUUACUGAUUUAUAAAAAAUUUAAUAACAUAAAGCCCAUAUGGGCCUAAAGUGUGACUUCAGUCUUAAUAUACAGACCUAAAAAAUAAAAUGAAAAAUUCUCAUAACAA
This is a messenger RNA of Coregonus clupeaformis (lake whitefish), 755 nucleotides long. It is a transcript of the gene pdzk1ip1, whose product is annotated as PDZK1 interacting protein 1. The record is from RefSeq and is a predicted model, not a curated record. The transcript has 4 exons. The coding region runs from base 114 to 458 and encodes 114 amino acids. NCBI's taxonomy places the organism in Eukaryota, Metazoa, Chordata, Actinopteri, Salmoniformes, Salmonidae.